GCCCACGUUGAAAUACAGCUUCGGGCAGACGGUAAGGUAAAGACAUAUAACCCGGCAAUGUCUGUGGAAUUGCCCGGCCCGAGAAAUGGGAUUCGCGGCCAGAGAUUGCGAAAUUCCAAGGGGGACACCUCCACUACUCCUUUAUAAGCGUAGCCAACCACGCCCACAAAGCAAGCCAAAAAAACAGGCCGGGCCGGAACCGGAAAACAAACGACCCUCGUUUGCAGCCCAGCUCACGACCGUUGUUGGUGACCAAAAAAAGAAAGAAAAUUUGGCAUGGGUCUGUAUCGACGGACGGUGUUAAGUGAAACAGUCUGUGUUGCGGCGAGGAAGCCGAGCGCCUCAUCACCCAGACAACAAUCAACAAACAAACGAAGAACACAAGAAACAAAGAAACGAAAAAAAAAGAAAAACAAACAAAGAAAGAAACAAACAAGUCAAAGAAAUAAACCAGAGGAUGAAAGAACACAAAUGAACCAACUAAACAAAGAAAGAACACGAACAAUAAAAGCACGACCAUUAAAAGCACGACCAUUAAAAGCACGAACAUUAAAAACACCAACAUUAAAAACACGACCAUUAAAAGCACGAACAUUAAAAGCACGAACAUUAAAAGCACGAACAUUAAAAGCACGAACAUUAAAAGCACGAACCAUUAAAAGCACGAACAUUAAAAACACGACCAUUAAAAACACGACCAUUAAAAACACCAACAUCAAAAAAACACCAACAUUAAAAAAACACCAACAUUAAAAACCGAAGCCGACACAACAGCCUGCGCCACCUGCAAAACCAGCGUUGUGCUGAGCCCAACCAGAGCCUGGGGGCCCG
Metschnikowia bicuspidata var. bicuspidata NRRL YB-4993 is the source of this 831-nucleotide messenger RNA. RefSeq lists its product as uncharacterized. The record is from RefSeq and is a predicted model, not a curated record. The transcript is spliced from 3 exons. Lineage: Eukaryota; Fungi; Ascomycota; Pichiomycetes; Serinales; Metschnikowiaceae. The coding region runs from base 277 to 753 and encodes 158 amino acids.